Molecule: messenger RNA, 1134 nt
Organism: Fusarium venenatum
Lineage: Eukaryota; Fungi; Ascomycota; Sordariomycetes; Hypocreales; Nectriaceae
Source: RefSeq, a predicted model, not a curated record
AUGUUUUCUCUUUGCAGGAACGCCCAAUCUGCGGGUCUUCUCUUCUUAUUAGCAUCGACAUGGGCACCCUUGGCCAAAGCCCUGGAUAUCGAAUACUGUGCCAACUUCAACACUGGCGAGACUUCCAGCAACUACAGUAUAUACCAGACCAACGGCCUGUGUCAUGAUCACUGUUUCGACGACUAUGCCUACGCCAUCACCCAAGGCAAGCUGUGCUGGUGCUCAAACUAUGCCCCUGUCAAGUCGGUACAAGAGAGUGAUUCCAAAUGUGAUACUCCCUGUCCCGCAUGGCCUAAAGAGGUCUGUGGUGGUGAUGGUGUAUAUGGCUAUAUCAACCUUGGCAACAUAGAGCCAUCUGGAUCUCGAGGACCUUCUCCCUCAUCAACCAAAGCAAUAUCAACUACCAUGGCCGUGUCCAGAGUGACUGAGACGGUACAGAACACAGUGACAGUGAAGCCGUCAACCAAGUCGACAUCCACGUCGAUAACCUCCACGACGCCAGAAAGCUCAACUACAGAAGAAGACCAAUCCUCUACUGAAGCAUCUGCGACCAAGGCCACUUCGACCGAUGACGAAGAAGCCACCUCAGCUAGCGUGACAGACCAGCCAUCGUCUAUUGUGCAAACUGUCACUGCAGGGGGUACUGUCAGGACGGUGACUGUCUUGCCGACACAGCAGACGGCUGGAACAUCGGCAAACGAAAACACACCUGAGACAACUGACAAGAGUGGACUCGGCACUGGCCAGGUUGUUGGCAUUGUGGUGGGUGUUAUCGCUGCCGUCAUCCUUGCCGCAGGUGUGGUGUUGUUCCUCUGGUUCCGUCGCAAGAAGCAGCAAAAUGAGCAGGAAGCUUAUCGGGACGACCCCAGUAUCCGAGAUAGUUCCUCUGGUAUUGCUCAGCGACCCGACAUGAGCACAACCGGUGGCUCACCAAUUGCAUCAGCCGCCGCAGGCAGUCGCAACAGUACUCUACAGGUCGAUCCGCGAAUGGAUCCAUUUAAGCAAGGCCUGUACGUCCGAAGCGCAAGCCACGAGAGUAUCAACACUUUGCGCGACGAUCACGACUAUUCGAGGAGGAUCCAAGCACCCAAAGUACUUCGUGCAACCAACCCCGAUCCAACGUCGGAACCUUGA